AUGCCAUCCCGGGACUCAAAUGAUGAAUCAGCGAAUAUCAUCCUUGAGUUUACCAGGGUUUUGAAAGCCAAAGAACAGGUGGUUGUUGGUAAGUUAUACCAUCUUACUCUGGAAGCGAUUGAUACUGGUAAGAAGAAAAUAUACGAAGCUAAAGUCUGGGUGAAGCCAUGGAUGAACUUCAAGCAGUUGCAGGAAUUUAAGUAUGCCCCUGAUGUCCCUUCCUUUACCCCAUCAGACCUGGAUGCUAAACCUGAUGGCCAUGAGCCAGGAUGGCAGGCAGUGCCAACUCAUGAUCCUGGGGUUCAAGAUGCAGCAAAUCAUGCUGUUAAGUCCAUCCAGCAGAGGUCCAACUCGUUGUACCCCUAUCUAAUCUUGAUUUCUUCCAAUAUACAGAUGGGGUCGAGUUCCUCCGAGUUAUUUGUGCUAUUUGCUAUUUACUUGGCCAUCUCCAACCGUUCAUGGCUGGUUGAGCCACCCUUGUCAAUUUAG
This is a messenger RNA of Alnus glutinosa, 489 nucleotides long. Its product is annotated as cysteine proteinase inhibitor 12-like. The transcript has 4 exons. NCBI's taxonomy places the organism in Eukaryota, Viridiplantae, Streptophyta, Magnoliopsida, Fagales, Betulaceae. The record is from RefSeq and is a predicted model, not a curated record. The coding region runs from base 1 to 489 and encodes 162 amino acids. Gene Ontology annotation, molecular function: cysteine-type endopeptidase inhibitor activity.